CAGAUGGCUGUAACACCGUAUGCCAGGCAGUUUAUAAUUAGGCUACAUCAGUAUUUCAAACCAAUUGUAGGCUACUUACAUUUCACUUAAUGGUGACAAAUGCGUAUGUUUUUGAAGUGACUUUCUUUCAUCAGUCAACAAACCAAAAAGUCCCCAACUGGUUGUGGGGCACCUCAGACCCAGAGAAGAACACCUAUCUACAACACACAGCGGCAGCUGAACUUCCAGAGAGGUCCGGCUGUGCAGACACACACACUGCUCCACCAGGAGGCUUCCACUCACAACCUCACACUCUCACUAAGCCUGUCUCCCAGCCAACCACCUGCUGGAUGUCCACUAUGGAAUCUCCGGGUCAGAAACGAGCCAGCCGCGGUGGGACUGCCACCCCACUCUCCCCAACCCGCAUCUCUCGCCUGCAGGAGAAGGACGACCUGUGCAACCUCAACGACCGGCUGGCCGUCUACAUCGACAAGGUGCGCUCGCUGGAGAUAGAGAAUGCUGGGCUGCGGCUGCGCAUCACCGAGUCCGAGACCGAGAUCAGCCGUGAGGUGACGGGCAUGAAGGUGGCCUAUGAGACGGAGCUUGCCGACGCCCGCAAGACCCUCGACUCGGUGGCCAAGGAGCGCGCCCGACUGCAGCUGGAGCUAGGCAAAGUCAAGGAGGAUUACAAGGAGCUCAAAGUCAGAAAUGGGAAGAAGGAGUCGGACCUAGAGGCAGCUCUGGCCCGGCUGAGGGAUCUAGAGGCUCUGUUGAACUCUAAAGAUGCCUCUUUGUCCACUGCCCUGGGGGAGAAACGCUCUCUAGAUGCUGAGGUCAGGGACCUAAAGGCCCAGCUAGCCAAGCUGGAGACAGGUCUGGGCGAUGCUAAGAAGCAGCUUCAGGAUGAGAUGCUGAGGAGAGUGGACGCUGAGAACCGCCUGCAGACCCUCAAGGAAGAACUGCAGUUCCAGAAGAACAUCUACGGAGAGGAGCUGAGGGAGUCCAAGCGCAGGCACGAGUCUCGCAUGGUGGAGAUUGACAGUGCAGGAACAAAGCAGGAUUACGAGAGUAAGCUGGCUGAGGCCCUGAUGGAGCUGCGAGCCCAGCACGAGGAGCAGGUCCGCAUCUAUAAGGAGGAGAUCGAGAAGACCUACACCUCCAAGCUGGAGAACGCCCGUCACUCCGCAGACAGGAACAGUACCCUGGUGGGGGCGGCUCACGAGGAGCUGCAGCAGACCCGCGUGCGGAUGGAGGGCAUGUCCUCCCAGCUCAGCCAGCUGCAGAAACAGCUGGCGGCGAGGGAGGCCAGGGUGCGUGAGCUGGAGGAGUCUCUGGCCCGGGAGCGGGACACGAUGCGCCGGCGCCUGGAGGACAAGGAGAGGGAGAUGGGGGACAUGCGUAUGCGAAUGCAGCAACAGCUGGAUGAAUACCAGGAGCUGCUGGACAUCAAACUGGCCCUGGACAUGGAGAUCAGCGCCUAUCGUAAACUGCUGGAGGGAGAGGAGGAGAGACUGCGUCUGUCUCCCAGCCCUCCCCCAACCCGAGUCACUGUGUCCCGUACCACCGGCUCGGGCUCAGCAUACACCCAUACCACCCGUACCUCGGGCUCAGGACACAGCCACAGCGCCCGAGUGGUCCAGUCCACCAGCGGCAGCCGCAACUCCUCAGGCACGGCUAGCGCCAAGAAGAGACGGCUCAAUGACAACGACAGCGAGACCUCCAGCCUGGCGGGGGGCGCCGUGACGCGUACACGCAUUGCCCAGCAGGCCUCCGCUAGCGGCCGCGUCACCGUGGACGAGGUGGACCUGGAGGGGAAGUACGUCCGCCUCAGCAACAAGGCCAACGAGGACCAGCUUCUGGGCCACUGGCAGGUGAAGAGACAGGUGGGCACCAGCACCCCCAUCGUCUACAAGUUCCCCCCCAAAUUCAACCUCAAGGCAGGACAGACCGUCACAAUUUGGGCUUCAGGAGCAGGCGGCACCCACAACCCCCCCUCAGACCUGGUGUGGAAGACCCAGAACUCAUGGGGCAGCGGAGACCUGUUCCAAACCAUCCUGGUCAGCGCCAAUGGAGAGGAAAUGGCACAGAGGAAGGUUACACGCACCCUGUUCCAGGAAGAUGAUGACGAUGACGGCAACCACAGUGCAUGCGGUGUGGACAGUGACUACAACCUGCGGAGCCGCACGGUGGUCUGUGGCUCAUGUGGCCAGCCGUCUGAUAAGAGCUGUGCCACCUCAGGGGUGUCCAGUGGCUCCUGCUCCAUCAGCAGUGGAGGAGGUCUGCCUGAGGGCCUGAUGUCUCCCCUCUUUAUAAUGGGUAGCAACUCACCCAGACAGGGAGGUCCCAGACCGGAGAACUGCUCCAUCAUGUAAAGCCAGGCAGGCACCAACUUACCUGGACAAGUACCCCCCACACCACACAUGGAUGGGAGAUGCCUUUUUUUCAAAUUACUUUUUUUAUUUCCUUUGUUUAAUGUAUGAUCUGUCUUAUUUUGUAUGACAUAAUCUGCAGGUUAGAUUGCCUUUGGUGUUUGGCAAAAGCUGUGUAUUCACUUCAGAUAUAUGAGCUUGUAUAUUCUAGUUAUUGCAUGUGGGCUGGGCAGAUGCUUUCACUGUUUAGGGCCAUAUCUAGGGAGAGAGGCACAGAAAGCACCUUUAACCAUUACAGUGGACUUUGAUCCAUAGUGGGCUUUUGCGUCAUGUCUAAACUGUCACAACACUAAACAUGCACAGCAGCAAACCCUGCUAUGAAUCAGUGGAUAUGGGGGCUGGAACCAGGGAUCUCAGGCCUGGUAUUCCAAAUACACUACCAUAGAAUGUCCUGAAUGUCACUAAAUGGAGAUGGAGUGAACCCCCUCUGACCGCUAGAGGAUUAUGGGGGUUUGUAUUAGACUGAGCGAUGGGAUUGGUCAUUCUAAAGCCAUAGCUACAAAGAGGAGCUCAAACUUGACUCUGCCAUCAAGUGGUUUAUAUUUCUGAACACAAGACAGUAGUUUUUUAUGGAAUGACAUAUUAUUACUCAUGAAACAAUCAGACAAUUACAAUUACCGGUAUGUCAAAAAUGAGCUACAAUCAUCUACAAAGAUUUAUCCACUGAAUAUAUUAAUAGAGGCAUGUACAGUAGUCUGGCAGCCUUUUUAUAGGAUGCAUAAGCAGUGAAGAGUUUCUGAGAAUACUUGAUACUUUAUGAAAUAUUUAAGUUUUUUUUGUACUUCAUACACAUUUCUAUCACUACCAAUUUGGAGAAAAUGUGAUUAUUCUCACUGCCCCAGACAUACCUUAGAGAAGCUCAAUAAUAUUUUUUACUUCUACAUAUAUAAUUACUUUUGUCACUUUUCAGCAUUUCUUUUCUCAUCAUGUCUCAAGUGCCUUAUUGAUACCUGCUAGUGAUCAUUGGAAAUUAUGUAUUCUUUUUGCAUUAUAAGGUGUCAAUUCCAAAGAUAUGCAAUAUUUUGUCUUUAAAGACAAUGGAAUUUAUAGAUUUACAGAGUAUGUUGGCUAUCGUUGCAUAUUUGUACGGAAAUUGCCCUUGUACAUAAUGCUCAAUUGAAUUUGUAAGAAAUGAUUAUACCUAAUAUGGGAAAACCAUGCAAUCCAGGUAGAAUGAAUUAGUGAUGAUUGACACAAUGAAAACUAUUUUCCCAACAAAUGCUGUCUUGUGGUUGACUUCUUAAUAAAAUGUCAUCUGUG
This is a messenger RNA of Oncorhynchus keta (chum salmon), 3668 nucleotides long. RefSeq names its product lamin-A-like. Bases 90 to 2351 code for a protein of 753 amino acids. The transcript has 14 exons. Lineage: Eukaryota; Metazoa; Chordata; Actinopteri; Salmoniformes; Salmonidae. The record is from RefSeq and is a predicted model, not a curated record.